AUGUCCUCGACAUUCAGCGGCGAUGAAACUGCUCCGUUCUUCGGAUUCCUAGGCGCUGCUGCUGCCCUCGUUUUCUCCUGCAUGGGAGCUGCGUACGGUACCGCGAAAAGUGGAGUUGGCGUUGCAUCAAUGGGUGUGAUGCGUCCAGAGCUCGUGAUGAAAUCCAUAGUUCCGGUCGUUAUGGCUGGAGUGUUGGGUAUAUACGGUCUGAUCAUUGCCGUGAUUAUCAGUACCGGUAUUAACCCUAAGGCAAAAUCUUAUUAUCUGUUCGAUGGAUAUGCUCAUCUUUCUUCUGGUCUGGCUUGUGGCCUCGCUGGUCUCUCUGCUGGUAUGGCUAUUGGCAUCGUUGGUGAUGCUGGUGUUAGAGCUAAUGCCCAACAGCCAAAGCUCUUUGUUGGCAUGAUCCUCAUUCUCAUUUUUGCUGAAGCACUGGCCCUCUAUGGUCUCAUUGUUGGCAUCAUUCUUUCCUCCCGAGCUGGUCAAUCGAGAGCUGAGUAG
Messenger RNA from Dovyalis caffra, 498 nucleotides. NCBI's taxonomy places the organism in Eukaryota, Viridiplantae, Streptophyta, Magnoliopsida, Malpighiales, Salicaceae. The record is from the annotation of a GenBank genome assembly.